Molecule: messenger RNA, 700 nt
Organism: Phodopus roborovskii (desert hamster)
Lineage: Eukaryota; Metazoa; Chordata; Mammalia; Rodentia; Cricetidae
Gene: Nmb
Product: neuromedin B
Exons: 3
Coding region: 85-450 (121 amino acids)
Biological process (GO): neuropeptide signaling pathway; positive regulation of hormone secretion
Cellular component (GO): neuron projection
Molecular function (GO): neuropeptide hormone activity; neuromedin B receptor binding
Source: RefSeq, a predicted model, not a curated record
GCUCCGACUAUAGUUUAAAAGGCUGGAAGGCGGGCUUCCAGAACUAGUAUCUGAGUGCGGGAGAAAAGCCCGCUUGGAACAGCCAUGACCCGGCGGGCAGGGGGCUCUCGGCUGCUCUGCAGUCUCCUUCUCUUCGCGUUGUGCACUGCUGGAGUCGCCCCCUUCAAUUGGGAUCUCCCAGAGCCCCGCAGCCGAGCCAGCAAGAUCCGAGUACACCCACGGGGCAACCUCUGGGCAACCGGUCACUUCAUGGGCAAGAAGAGUCUGGAGCCCCCAGGCCUGUCGCUGGUGGGGACAGCACCUCCCAGCACCCAGAGAGACCAGAGACUGCAGCUGAGUCAUGAUCUGCUCCGGAUCAUCCUGCUAAAGAAAGCCUUAGGCAUGAGCCUCAGUGGCUCAGCCUCCCCAGUUCAGCACAGGAGGCUGCGGGACCCAAUACGGAAGAAGUGAUACCAGUAAAGGAACAAACACAACAACAUGGCUUAGAUAGAAUGUGUCCAUCUCGGCAAGCUGCUGAGCACAACCCCAGCAGUGGCCCUGUCUGGAUGUAAAUCCUAAACUCCAAUGUGUUACUUAUUCCAUUACGUGAUUUCUGGUUGGGUCACCAGGAAUGUUGAUGAUACAGACACAAAGUCUUUCCUGCUGUAUUUCUUGCUUCCCUGGUGAAGUUGUGAAUAAAAAUACUGCUCUUUACACAGAA